AUGGAGGGACCGGCACAGCCCACGACCCCCGAGGGAGAUGACACGGGGCAGGCCGUAGUCGUGCCGAAGAAAGCAGUCCGGGGGAGAGGAAAAGCCCAACCUGAACGGCCGAAGAGAAGUCUCUUCUGUUUGACACUCACUAAUCCAUUAAGAAAGCUGUGCUACGAUAUUGUGGAGUGGAAGCCGUUCGAGUACAUGAUAUUGACAACGAUUUUUGCAAACUGUAUAGCCCUCGCUGUGUUCACGCCCUACCCGGCCGGAGACACGAACAACACAAAUCAGAUUUUAGAAAAAGUAGAGUGGAUUUUCAUGGGAAUUUUCAGUGCAGAGUGUGUGAUGAAAAUUAUAGCGUAUGGAUUUCUGAUGCACCCGGGAGCAUAUUUGAGGAAUGCUUGGAACAGUUUGGACUUCACCAUUGUCACUAUUGGAAUAGUGAGUCAGAUACUCCAGAAAAUUUCAAGCGAUCUCUUUGAUGUAAAGGCUUUGAGAGCUUUUAGAGUUUUGCGGCCGCUACGUCUGGUCUCCGGGAGUACCAAGUCUUCAAAUCGUGUUAAAUUCGAUAUUAAAAGCGAUGGUGCCCUUAUUCCAUAUUGCCUUUCUGGUACUCUUCGUUAUCAUCAUCUACGCUAUCAUUGGCUUGGAGCUGUUCUCUGGAGUCCUUCACGACACCUGCUUUGA
This is a messenger RNA of Leptosia nina, 678 nucleotides long. NCBI's taxonomy places the organism in Eukaryota, Metazoa, Arthropoda, Insecta, Lepidoptera, Pieridae. The record is from the annotation of a GenBank genome assembly.